This is a messenger RNA of Oncorhynchus kisutch (coho salmon), 3209 nucleotides long. It is a transcript of the gene syt14b, whose product is annotated as synaptotagmin XIVb. The coding region runs from base 235 to 1953 and encodes 572 amino acids. Gene Ontology annotation, molecular function: phospholipid binding. The record is from RefSeq and is a predicted model, not a curated record. NCBI's taxonomy places the organism in Eukaryota, Metazoa, Chordata, Actinopteri, Salmoniformes, Salmonidae. The transcript has 12 exons.
AACACUACAUUUUGCGUUUAUUUUUUUGUUCAGUGUAUAAAUAUUACAAACAUUUUUACUUUACGACAUUAUGCAUAACAUAAAAUAGCCUAUUUGAUACACACAUAAUGAAUUCAUGUUGACCUAUACACUUAAAAAAACAAACAUAAUCCAUCAUGCAAAUGAACAAUUCUUAAACGAUGUAUUGCAAAUAACUUACUAGUUCUUAUUGCACCUACAGGUAGGCUACACUCAAUGUGCGGUGCUGAUGAACAGCGUCAAACAAUGCCCCCCUCCCUCAAACACAAGAAUAACUUCUCCCGAGUUUUCACCCCCUCGCCUUGGACCAGUCCGAAACAGAACAUCAUGGCGAUUGAUGGUGGUGGUGGGAGGAGCUGUGGGGUGCAUGAGCUCAUCUGUGCCAGACGAGUGUCUCCUGAGCUGCUAGGGGUCCUGUCCUCCAUUGCAGUCUUCAUGGGCCUGAUGGCUCUCUUUUUUCUUUACCUCAGCAACAAGCUGUCUGUGGAGAGCACAAGCGACCUGUCAUGUCUGGGCGACUAUAGGCCCGACCAGCAAGACCAGAGCUGCCCAGAACGUGGCUCUGAGGACGAUAGUGAGGAGGACAGACCAGGGAGACACUCUGAAUCUUCUGCCCAGCACAGAGCCUCAGUCUGGGAUAACAGACAGAAACACACCAGCGACCACAGCAGUGAAGCCUCCAAUGGACAAACCAACAAUAUCCAGCGGAUGAGACGGGGCUCCCCCCUCAACGAGAACCAGCCUCCCCCGUAUCAGGACGAGGAUAGACCGGUCCGCGUGUCUCUCUCGCGGUCGGAGGUAGGGGGUCUGGGGGAGUCGAACCCUGACGGCAAUGGUACACGGCGCUCAAGCAAGGCCAGCGUUGACCAGGACACUGCGAGUUACCUCAACAAGGUCUAUGAUGAGGAUGUACCUAGUGACAGCACUGCCGUCCUGGGACCAGAGGAUGAUUCACCCUCCCAGCUCCCCGGUGGCUAUGAGCCCGAGCCACUGGCUAAGUACGGCACACUGGACGUGGCCUUCGAGUAUGACUCGGGCAAGCAACACCUCGCCGUCACUGUCACUGCGGCAACCGACAUCCCCGUGCUCAAACAGACAGGCAACAUCGCGUGGCAGGUACACCUGGUAUUACUGCCCACUAAGAAGCAGCGGGCCAAGACAGGGGUGCAGAGGGGGCCGUGCCCAGUGUUCACAGAGACCUUCCGCUUCUCCCGGGUGGAGCAGGAGGCACUGGCGGACCACGCCGUCCGGUUCCGCCUCUACAGCGUCAGGAGGAUGAAGAAGGAGAAGGUGUUGGGCGAGAAGGUUUUCUAUUUGAGUAAACUCAACCUGCAGGGCAAGAUGGCGCUGCCCGUUACACUGGAGCCUGGCACUGCACUAAUGGGCUGUGGGUCAUUGGUGAGUGUGUCCCGUAGUGCAGGGGCUCUAUCCUACCGUUCCACCGGGGACUCCUCCCCAGAAAUUCUACUGGGCCUCAUCUACAACGCCACCACUGGUAGGCUCUCUGCAGAGGUCAUCCAGGGCAGCCACUUCAAAAACACAGCCUCAGACAAACCUCCCAGUGGUCUGUUCUGUUGUAUGAAACGGUUCAUCGGGGGACAACUUUACAUCAUGAGAGACACCUAUGUGAAGCUGACCAUGCUCGACUCCAAGGGCAAGGAGAUGUCCAAGUGCAAGACGUCAGUUUGCCGCGGCCAGCCCAACCCCACUUACAAGGAGACCUUUGUCUUCCAGGUGGCCCUCUUCCAGCUGUCCGAGGUCUCCCUGGUGGUGUCCGUGUACAGCCGGAGGAGCAGCACGAAGGCCAGGGAGAGGGUGGGCUGGGUGUCCCUGGGGCUCAACAGCACCGGAGAAGAGCAGCAGGCCCACUGGAGCCAGAUGAAGGAGGCCGGGGGACAGCAGGUGUGCAACUGGCACACGCUCUUGGAAUCUUGAACAGGUCUUUAUGAGAAUCACAAGAUUUCAUCUCGGUGACACAGGAGGAGAAAUUAUAGGGUAUCUUGAUCUCGGUGUUGAAAGGGGAUUGGUUCCUUGACCUUCCGUCAGAGAUGCAGACGAGGAACCAUCUACCAAUGCUAUGCAUAUGAACCUGGAAUGGGGAUGUGUGUGAGGGUGCAGCGCUAUGAGAGGCACGUGGAUUCCACAUGGAGUUGCUGUUCAUUAAGUGCACCUGGUCACCCGGGCGCUUUCCACCCAGAACCUAUGCAUAUGAACCUGGAAUGGGAUGUGUGUGAGGGUGCAGCGCUAUGAGAGGCACGUGGAUUCCACAUGGAGUUGCUGUUCAUUAAGUGCUGCUUUAAAUACCCUUUAAUAUGGAAAAGAGCCACUUGACCUGAGAAAGACUGACUGGUUCUAAGCAAUGACUUCCUGCUCCUGUCAUGGUCAAUGGGGACUGUCAGACUGAUCUUUUAAUACAACAGCUGAUAGACCUCAGUUAUGAACUGGUCCUGAAAUGAACACAGCGGGUCCUGAUCCAGUCUCUGAUUGAUGCCAAUUUUGUGUAAUUCAUUUCCCAUAUUCUGGUCCAUAAUAAUAUUUUUUGCAUGUAAUUGUUUACAGAAGAUGAUCAAAAUACGACCAUACACAUCUCGUACAAUGGACCAUUUUCAUCCUGAACCGAGGACCAAAGAGUGUGUGGAAGAACAAUGACCAAAACAAGCCAGCCCCCUCACAUUCUUCUGGAGUUGUACUGGCCAUAGAAAUAGAAUUACAAGAAGGGGAAAAGCCCCUCAGACCACUGCAAUUUAAAUGAUACAAUCAUGGAUUCACUCAAUAUGGCCGACAUGGUAAUUCUAUUUCUAAUGGUACUGACUUCUAAUAACACCAGCAUCAGUCAUUUCUCAACUGACGCUCACAGCCAUUGGUAACAGGUAUGAUGUUACCAUGACUGUUAAAGCCAGCUGGGCCUGUAACAACUAUGCUAACGAGCUAUGCUUAUUUUUUUUACACUUUGACAUUAUGCAACAUUUGACUGAUUUGUCAUUUUUAUUUUUGAGUUCUUUUGACAGCCGUUUCACCUCCCGUUAUAAUAGCGUGUAUUAUCUUGUGUGCAUGUGUUCAAGAACACCAAAUACAAAGUACAUCUUCAGAAUCACAUUUAGCAUCAUUUGAGAAUUUUUGUGGCUCACUGAAUCAGACAACUCUGUAACCAACACAAUCCUUAUAAAAGACCCAUCACCUUUCGUGUAUUA